Molecule: messenger RNA, 3460 nt
Organism: Terrapene triunguis (Three-toed box turtle)
Lineage: Eukaryota; Metazoa; Chordata; Testudines; Emydidae
Gene: WDR72
Product: WD repeat domain 72
Exons: 20
Coding region: 65-3394 (1109 amino acids)
Biological process (GO): protein localization to plasma membrane
Cellular component (GO): cytoplasm
Molecular function (GO): protein binding
Source: RefSeq, a predicted model, not a curated record
CUCCCGGGUUCCCGCGUCCCGCCUUGGGCCCGGGCCCAGGGAGCCGCCGCAGGUUUUGUACACUAUGAAGACCUCAGUGCUGGCUGUGGCACUGUGGGGGAAAAGAGCACCCUCUCACAGCAUCACUGUCAUAAUGAUUACAGAUGACCAGCAGACUAUUGUUACAGGAAGUCAAGAGGGGCAAAUAUGUCUUUGGACUCUCUCAUCAGAUUUAAAGAUUUCAUCUAAAGAAAUUCUCUUUGGUCAUACUGCUUCAGUAACAUGCUUGGCGAAAGCAAGAGACUUUGAGAAACAACCAUAUGUGGUUAGUGCUACUGAAAAUGGGGAGAUGUGUGUUUGGAAUGUCACUAGUGGACAGUGCAUUGAGAACGCAAACCUUCCUUAUAGGCAUACAGCAAUCUGUUAUUACCAUUGCUCCUUCCGAAUGACAGGAGAUGGCUGGCUUCUGUGUUGUGGACAAUAUCAAGAUGUCCUCAUUAUUGAUGCUAAGACUUUGGCUGUUCUUCACACUUUAAUAUCUUUUCAGUCUUCUGACUGGAUCAGUGGCAUGUGCAUUGUUCACUCCACAAGGAUUCAAGAAGAUUCACUAGUAGCAGUAUCUGUAACUGGAGAUCUUAAAGUAUGGGAUCUAUCCUCAUCAGUGACCAGUAUACAGGAGAGGCAAAGUGUAUAUGAGCAAGAAUCCAAAGCUCUGGACUGUACAAACUGCCAAGCAAUAAGAUUUUGCACAUACACAGAAAGACUCCUCUUAGUCGUGCUCGCAAACUGUUGGAAGGUCUAUGAUUAUUGUGAUUUUUCCUUGCUGUGCACUGAAUUCAACAAAAGUGGUCAGUGCUUUGCUGGUGGUGAAGUGCUAGCUGCUUGGAGACUCAUCAUCUGGACGGAAGAUGGUCACAGUUACAUCUACCAGCUGCUGAACAGUGGACAUUCUAAAAGCAUAUAUCCUGCCGAUGGAAAAGUGCUCAAAGAAACUGUUUAUCCUCAUUUACUCUGCUCCACUUAUGUGAAAGAAAAUAAGUUGCUGUUAUUUUUGUCACAGAGUUUUCCUUUUGUUAUGGGCUUUAUGAAUGAAAGAAAGGAACCUUUCUAUAAGAUUCUCUUUUCUGGAGAAGCAUCUGGAAGAAUCACCUUGUGGCAUAUUCCUGAUGUCCCAGUGUCGACGCUUGAUGGUUCUCCAAAAGAGAUCCCAAUAGCAGCAGCUUGGACUCUACAGGACGAUUUUGACAAACAUCGUGCUAUGUCAGAAGGCAUUAUUGAUCAUAUUUGUGCAUCUAAAGAUGGGACCGAAAGUGCAGCAGUCACUUCAUCCAUAUAUGUGCCCAACCUUGAUAAGCUGGUGUGUGGGUGUGAAGAUGGGAAAAUUUUCGUAACACUUGCUUUGCAUGCUGCCAAAGCAAGAAUUUUAGAAGACAUUUCCUUGCUGAAACAUACUUUGCCUUCCAAAGUUCUUAAGGGCCACAGCAGGAGUGUUACUUGUUUACUUUAUCCACACAGUAAAUCAGCCAGGUUUGAUCCAAGUUGGCUGGUGUCAGGUGGCCAGGAUUCUUGUGUGAUCUGGUGGGAUAUAUUUACGGAGGAAAUUUUGCAUCAAUUCACUCUGCAAGCUGGUCCAGUCAUGAACCUGUUGUUAUCACCAGAGAACUACAGACUAAACGGGCACAGGAUUGUGUGCUGUAUAUGCAGUGAUCAUUCAGUAGCACUUCUACACCUUCAGGAGAGAGUAUGUCUCUUACAUGCCAGGAAGCAUUUGUUUCCUGUGAAGAUGAUAAAAUGGCACCUUGCUGAAAAUCUGCUAAUUGUCGGAUGCGAAGAUGAUUCAGUUUAUGUUUGGGAAAUUGAAACAGGGACUCUAGAACGGCAUGAAACAGAUGAAAUGGCAAAAGCAAUUCUUACUUCCUGUGAAGAUUCAGAGUGUUUAGUGACUGAUUCUAUACUUCCAGUCUCUCAAGAUACACAAAAGCAUAAAAAUGCAGGAUACAAAUCCUCCAGCUCUUACAAACUUGGCACACUGUCCCACAAUCUUACCCACAUAGAAAAAUCUUCACAUAAGCAAACUGGUACCAGCCAUGUCCAACAGCCUUUUACUAUCUUGCCAGUAAAGACAAAAUGGAACAACAUAAGCUUUCAUGUUCUCUUAUUUGAUCUGGAAAAACUUGUAGAACUUUUACUGUCAUCUCAACUCAGUGGACUGAAAUCAUCAAAUUCAUUCCACAGUUAUGACAUUUUAAAAAGAGCCAAAAGCACAGCAGAAAAAAGGACACUAAUGUUAAAAAGAAAUAAAACUGCUGGCUCUCUCUUCCCAAUGGAUGGACAAGUAAAAAAUGCUUGUGAAAAAAAGGUCCAUAGGGAUAAUAGUGCAGCAAGGUCUUUGGAAGAAAGUGGUGGCAUCAAAAGACAUAAAAAAAUGAAGAGUUCGAAAAAGAUUAGACUGCAGCCACCAGGAAAAAUCGAUGCUAACAUCACCACAGACACAGCUAAACUGCUUUUGUCAUGUCUCUUACCAUGGGGUGUGGAUAAAGAAUUAGACAAUCACUGUGUUAGAUAUUUAGAUAUCUUCAGACUUCAGUGUCCAGUUUCUUUUGGACUAGUAUCAAAUGGAAAUCACAUAUCACUAAUGCUGCCAGGAUGGAAUUGUAAUCACUGUGAUGUGGUGGAAGAACACGUGCCAAUUAACUUGUUUUCAAGAAAAGUACUAGAUUUGUCAAACAAGUACAUCACUGCAGGCCAAGGACAAAUUGGAAAGAAAUAUGGACUAGACCAUAAUGCUGAUGGCAAACAAGGAUCACAAAUGGUAUUCUACUUAUUGAGCAGAGUAUCUUUAGUCAACAGGAUAGUUACUUUGCCUUUGGAAUUCACCAGCAGAAUUGACAGUCCACCGAAAUUAGAAUCUGUACGUAACAAGUGGAGAAGUUCAGAAACAUUCAGCCCUUCAUUUUCCACUUUUUAUGGAGAGUUACAAAACUAUAAAAGUGUAUUACAUUUCCCUGAUCCUGGGAAUGUUUCACUGGUGAAACUCAUUUCAUGUUGGAGAGACCAAUCUGUAAAGAUUAUUGAGGUGAUACAAGCAGCGCUACUGGCAGAAGUACAAAGAAGUAUGAAAACCUUGAAAAAGACAUCAAUCAGCAAUCAACCAGUGACCGUGGUAGACAAUGGAAAUGGUGAGGUGCAGACACUGGCAAAAACUGAGCAGACAGAGCAGAUGGUGAAAUGCAUUAAAAACAUUCCCUUGCCGACUGCAGUCAGUGUGGGCAAGCAUGACAGCUGCUCAAACUCGGCAAACUUCCAAGGAGUUGAGUGUAUGCCUGACCGAUGUGUCAUGGAAGAGUCUGAGAGUCCAGAUGAGAUGAAACAGCAUCCUUGGAUGUCCAAGGUGUGUUCCUGCAAGGUGUGUUAGAUAAGCCUGCUCAUUCAAUGGAACUAGAAGGUGGUCAAGUACAGCAGAGGAACUGAAAAUACAGGA